Molecule: messenger RNA, 2991 nt
Organism: Aspergillus saccharolyticus JOP 1030-1
Lineage: Eukaryota; Fungi; Ascomycota; Eurotiomycetes; Eurotiales; Aspergillaceae
Gene: pgxB
Product: putative extracellular exo-polygalacturonase
Exons: 9
Coding region: 1-2991 (996 amino acids)
Biological process (GO): carbohydrate metabolic process
Molecular function (GO): polygalacturonase activity
Source: RefSeq, a predicted model, not a curated record
AUGAAGCUCGUCUCUCUUGCCGCGCUCCUUGUAAGCGCGAUUCCUAUUGCUGUGACUGGUGCAGCAGUUGGUGGAAAUCCCAAUGGAGCAAAGAUUAUACCUGUCUCCGACUUGACUGGUCUAAGAAGCGUGGGAGCCCAUUACGCCAAGUAUCCGGAUCGCAAAACCGUGACAAUCCGACCAUCCAAGAACGACUACGAUGAUGUCUCAAGCGACUUUCUUUGGGGAAUUAAGCAAGCCAACCAUGGUGGACGGCUGCUGCUCGAGAAGGGCAAGAAGUAUGUGAUUGGCAAGAAGUUGGAUUUGACGUUCUUGGACAACAUCGAAGUACAAUUGGACGGUGAGCUCAAGUUCACGAACAACAUCACGUACUGGCAAGCCAACAACUACUAUUAUGACUUCCAGAAGUCAAUCACUUUCUGGCGCUGGGGCGGGAAUGAUAUAAAAAUCUUCGGCAGUGGUACGCUGAAUGGUAAUGGACAAGCUUGGUACAACGCAUUUGCUGGACUCGAGAUCUUGGAUUCGUCCAAUACCUUCUACCGACCGAUCCUGUUUCUGACUGACAACGCGACGCGUGUUUCCGUAGAAGGUAUCACGCAGCUGAACUCGCCGUGCUGGACCAACUUCUUUGUCAACACCAAGGAUAUUUCAUUCAAUGAUGUUUUCAUACAUGCUUAUUCGACUAACGCCUCAGCCCUCCCCAAAAACACCGACGGAUUUGAUUCGUACAAUGUUGAUGGAUUGACGGUCACCAACACGCGGGUUGAUAUCGGCGAUGACUGCUUCUCGCCCAAGCCCAAUACUACCAAUAUCUUUAUCCAGAACCUGUGGUGCAAUAACACGCAUGGUGUGAGUAUGGGUAGUAUUGGUCAAUAUGCUGGAGAAUUGGAUAUCAUCGAAAAUGCCUGGAUUGAAAACGUGACGCUGCUGAACGGUCAGAACGGUGCUCGUCUCAAAGCAUGGGCUGGACAGGACGUCGGUUACGGCCGUAUCAACAACAUUACGUACAAGAACAUCCAGAUCCAGAAUACGGAUAACCCAGUAGUGUUGGAUCAGUGCUACUUCGACAUCAAUGCCACGGAGUGCGCCCAGUAUCCAUCUGCAGUCAACAUCACGAACAUUCUGUUCGAGAAUAUUUGGGGUACCUCGUCUGGCAAGGAAGGCUUAGUGGUUGCCGAUCUGACAUGCUCGCCUGCCGCAGUCUGCACGAAUAUCACGCUGCAGGAUAUCUCGCUGACAAGUUCCGCUGGCAGUCCAUCGGAGAUUAUCUGCUCGGGCAUUACCGGGGGCAUUGGGGUGGAUUGCGGCAGUGGCAAAACCACUCUUCUCGAACAUAUCCUCCAAUCACCCGAUCAUGGCCUUCGUAUUGCGGUGAUUGUCAAUGAUAUGAGCAGUCUCAACAUCGACGCUACCCUCAUCAAACAUCACACCGUCUCCCACACCAAAGAGUCCCUUAUUCAGCUCCAAAAUGGUUGCAUUUGCUGCACGCUACGGGGCGAUCUCUUAUCUGAGCUCGCGCGACUAACGACCCAAGAGGAAGUCGAGUACGUCGUGAUUGAGAGCACGGGCAUUAGUGAGCCCAUGCAAGUUGCCGAGACCUUCACCGCGGAGUUCAGCGCCGCAAUGGUUCAAGCUGAAGCCGAAGGAGGCGUAUUGGACGAAGAAGGCAAGAAGAUCUUAGAUCAAAUAAAUACCCUCGGCGGCCUCCACCAACUCUCUACCCUUGACACUACAGUCACAGUCAUUGACGCCUUCAACCUUCUGUCCAACCUCGACACCUCUGACUUUCUCUCUGACCGCUACGGACCGGACAAAAUCAUUGCAGAAGACGAGCGCACGAUCUCCGACCUGAUGGUUGAUCAGAUUGAGUUCGCCGAUGUAAUCCUCAUCAACAAGAUGGACAUGUUAGCCUCGCGGCCACAGGACCGCGACCGGAUCAUGCGGCUUGUGACAACGCUGAACCCAUCCGCCAAGGUUAUACAGACGAUCUAUUCCCGAGUCGAUGUUAAGGAGAUUCUUGGGACCGGGCGGUUUGACUUUGUUAAGGCGGCGUCUGGGGCGGGGUGGUUGCGGAGUCUGCACGAGAUGACCAAAAUGAAGAUGGGGAAUGGGGAGGAGAGGUGGACGCCCAAGCCGGAGAUUUUGGAGUAUGGAAUCAACAACUUCGUUUAUACCGCCCGGCGACCAUUUCAUCCACGCAGGUUAUACAACUUGCUACAUGACAAGUUUAUUAUCCUCCAGGAUGCAGCAGAGGAUGAUGUCGACGAGGGCGAGGAGGAAGACUCCGACGCAGCCGGAGAAUCAAACGCGGAACAUCAUUCCGACUCCUCUUCCGAGUCCGAGGCAGAGGAGGAGGAGGAAGAAGAAGAAAAAGAAGAAGAAGCGGAUGAGCCAACCCAGCCCACCUCUCAGGAGAUCCUAGCCAACAAACGCGCCGACCCCUUACUCCAACCCCUCCUUCGCUCCAAAGGCUUUUUCUGGCUUGCCACUCGACUCUACCAAUUUGGCGAGUGGAGCCAGGCAGGCGCCAUGUUGACCAUGAACUGCGGGGGUCCAUGGUUUGCCGAGGUUCCGGACGACGUGUGGCCGGAGGACGGGGAUGUACGGAAGUCCAUCGAGGAGGACUUUCAAGGCGAGUGGGGAGACCGCCGACAGGAGAUUGUAUUUAUCGGAGAAGGGGUAGAUGUUAACGGUGUGACGGGGUUGCUAGACGAGUGUUUGUUAAGUACAAAGGAGAUGAAGAAAUGGGAGAGGGUCAUGAGGGAUCAGACGAUGGAAAGACGGGAGAAGCAGGAAGUUGUAGGCCGGAUUUGGGAGGAUGGAUGGGAGGAAUGGCCUGCCGUGGUUGAGGAUGAUGAAGAUGGUGUACAGAAUGAGGAAGCGAUGGAUAUCGAGGGACAACCGGAGGAAGGGAAAAGGGAAAGGAAGAUUAGUAGGUUUAUGCGUGGAGGCUAUGCUGCGCACCAGGGGCAUUCGCAUUCACAUAAGUGA